AGCGCGAAAGGGAAAGAGGGGAGGACAGUUCGCCUCUGCAGAGCUGCAAGGACAGCGUGAACAUCGCUAGGACACAGACCGACUCAAGCUCUCAACAAUCACACCUUCUUCACCAUGGCAACCACGCCAAUCACUGCACUGGACUGACAGCUGUCAAUCACAGGAGAAGAUUAUCAGGAUCACCUGCUACAGGAGAGAUUACAAGCUACAAUCGGGGACUUAAGCGGACUAAUUCCAACUUGUGUUUGGUUACGAGUUGUCAUCCAGGGGAAAAUUGGCCAUUUUUGAUCCCUCAACUGAUUUACGCCUGCAUGCGUUCACAUGUGCAUGCUUUAGUACGUAGCCUACGAGGUUGUCUCGCUUUGAAUCAGGGUCACCGUCUUGCUGGCUCUCACCCGUCAGUGCAGUGCCAGAAUAAGCUUCAGUGUAAGCGGGAAGCUCUGUUUAUUUAGCCUCUCAUCCACGAAAAACAUGAGUGAGGGCAAGAAGGAGUUAGAGAUGAGGGACAAAGCCAUCAUGCACCAGCAGAGGAGACUGAAGCAAGCCACCCAGUUCAGCCACAAGGACUCCGCAGAUCUCCUGCCCCUGGAUGGGCUGAAGAGGAUGGGCACUUCCAAAGACCUGCAGCCCCACAGCAUCGUGCAGCGACGACUCAUGGAGGGCAACAUUCCACGUUUGCGUGGAGAGGCCCGGGACAUCCCGUCUCUUGUUCGCUCACCCCUGGCAGACAGCAAAGAGGGCGGAGAGCCAGAGGAGAGGAGCGAGAGCACGGUGGAUGACUCCACGGAGGAGAGGGAGUCUCCCGAGGAGAGCGAAAAGAGCCUUAGGUCUGACGAAGAAGCGGAUAAUGAAUAUGAAGGGGACAGCAGUGAUGCAGGAGGGAAGACAGAGUCCAAACAGAAAGACAAAUUAGGAGAUGAGAGGAAGAAAGGUCUAAAAGAGGGCGAGAGAGCAUCCUCCCUCUCAGCUCUAGUGGUCCAGUGUAAGAGUGGAGAUGCAGAGGUGAUGUUAUCCAUAAACACAGGGUGCCAACACAACCACAUCUCUAAAACAUGCUGCAGACGACUGGGACUGAAAACCAACCAAGACGACAAACCUCUAGACAAGCUGCCACUCAGUGAUUCAACAGUGGAGACGGUGAAGUCCCUGCACCUGCAGCUGGGCAGAGAAAGAGUUCAAUGCACUGCCCAGGUCAUAGAGGAUGCCACGUUUGAGGUGCGUCUGGGUCUACAGACUCUGCUGGAACUCAAAUGCUGUGUAGACCUGAACUCCAGAGUGCUCCGUCUCCACAGCACAGGGCAGGAGCUUCCCUUCCUGGAUCCACCCGCUUGCAGCCAGUGCCAUCACCAUGACAACAACAAAAACAUGUGACCUCGGACCUACGUGCCCAACAACCGCCAUGACCGUACCCGUGUAAUCAGAGAGGAAGUUGACGGAAGGACGCCUGCAUCUGGUCUGUAGUGUUCCCUUGUGCCAGAUCAACAUAGGCCUCUCCUCUCUCGCAUCUUUCCUUCUUUAUUAUUCAUUGUUUGUUUCUGUGCAAUUUACAGAAAUCUGCCAACUAUGUUUUUUUUUUUAUUAUUAUUAUAAUUUGCUGUGCUGAAUUAGUUUUGAUUAAAUGUAAUAAAGCUCAGGAGGAAGGUCGUGUUCUGACAUGUUAAAAUUGCCUUUAUCAAAAUGACAAAAGGGGAUACUAUUGAACUAAUGUUUGAAGACUGAUGAGUAAUAUUCUUUAAGUGGUGAUUUUAAUUACAAUACAAGUCAAUUAUAUUCUUGAACGUUACAGUAACACUUUGGGAUCCCCAAAACCUGAUUUUAUACUUUUAAAUGUGUCAAAAAAACAAACAAAUCAGACAGUUUCUUUCACAAAAACCUCAAAUUUAGCUAGAAACAUCUCACCCGAAACUGCCUUUAACUAAACAAAGACUGUGUUUUCAAACCCACUUCCCUUUAUGCCCCCAGAUGAUAAGGAGGAGAGCCAGCCCAAUCAAAUGUUAAUUGAGUCCUUGGGCUGCAAUCUCACUCAAUGACCCCAAACCAAGCAAAACACUUCAUCUGCAUGAUUUUAUGGACUUUUCCAUUUGCAUUUGUCUGCUUUUGGUACGUCAGAGUGUGUAACACCUAUUGAACGGUUAAUUUCUCCUUUUCUAGAACCUAGUUUCUAGAAACCCUGUUCAGUUGCUGCUCUCAGCUUGUCCUCCACCUCCUAUGCCUUGUUCAUUGCUCUGUUUUUCCACUCAUAAGCACAACUAGACUGCCUUAGUACAGCCACUAAAAUGCCAACCGAUGACCCAAAGGGCGUCUAUGUCCCACACAAACUCCCUCUAAGGGUGGGGGUAAUUAAACUGUUGGCACACAAUUCUCAAUAACCCAUAUCAUCCAGCCUUUUAAUACUAUGGAUGACCUUUCAGUGUAGGAUGUCCAUAUAUUUGCCCAUUUUAUGUUCUUCUCUUUCUUUUCACGCUGUGUUGAGGGCCAAUUGUAUGAGGAGGGGGAAAAAAAGAGUUUAUUUUUUGGUGUUUUCUGGUUUCCUUUUUCUCUGAACAG
Pimephales promelas (fathead minnow) is the source of this 2547-nucleotide messenger RNA. RefSeq names its product nuclear receptor interacting protein 2 (gene nrip2). NCBI's taxonomy places the organism in Eukaryota, Metazoa, Chordata, Actinopteri, Cypriniformes, Leuciscidae. Gene Ontology annotation, molecular function: aspartic-type endopeptidase activity. The record is from RefSeq and is a predicted model, not a curated record. Gene Ontology annotation, biological process: proteolysis.